AUGAUAGUAUUGAAAGUAGUGGGGAAAAUGGAACAUAAAAUAAAACAAGAAUAUAUUUUUUACCAAAAAAAAAGAAAAUUUGAUAUGGAGCAAAACGAACGGGUGGUUGAUAAAGAAAAACUUAAAAAAGCUAUAAUCAGUUUGCAUUUAUCAGAUGAAACCUUAGCGGAGCAGGGUUUUAAUAAUGGAUUAUUGUUUUAUGAAAAACUUUGCAUGGCUGUUCAUGAACAAUUUAAUAUGAUAUAA
Messenger RNA from Dictyostelium discoideum AX4, 246 nucleotides. RefSeq lists its product as hypothetical. The transcript has 2 exons. Bases 1 to 246 code for a protein of 81 amino acids. Lineage: Eukaryota; Evosea; Eumycetozoa; Dictyosteliales; Dictyosteliaceae. The record is from RefSeq and is a predicted model, not a curated record.